GUAGCCAAAAAUAAAUAAAUAAAUUUAUUAAAAAAGACUGGGAAUGAUGGAGUGGGAGGCUCUUUGGGCAGAGCUUAGAGAAGACCUGAUGGGUGAGCUGUGUCCUGAAGGGAACUAGGGUAGGGAAUUCCAGGGGUGGGGAGCGGUGAGCGGGGGUGGGUAUGACAGCAGCAGGGUGAUGAGUUCAAGGGACAGCCAAUUCCACUGGGCUGGAAUGCAGUAAAAGUAGACGGGAAACGGGUGAGACGGGAGGGAUGGUCAAGUCCCUGCCCCUCUCUGAGCCUCAGUUUCCUCAGCUGUAAAAUGGGAUGAUGGGGCCGUUGUGACGCUUCAAGGAUAUGCUGCGUGCAAAGGGCCUGGACUGCUUGGGUUCCCAUCCUCAUCCACACAACCCGCAGCAGCACUAAUGUGCGCCAUGCCUGGAUAUACCACUGGGCGUGGACCCACACCCCCAGAUGCCACCCUAGGGCAGAAGUAGUUCUGCCAGCAGACCUGUGUCCGGUGUCACCAAGUACACACACUGAGCUGUGGACACAGUCACCGUGGUGCCCGCUCGCUGGCCCCUACAGGCACCAACCCCUCUCCCUCCUUCCUGCCUGGGCACUGCAGACAUCCUCAAGUCCUCCCUGAUCAUCUUCGUGAUGGGCGGCCCAGGCUGCGGCAAAGAGACACAGUGCAAGAACAUGGCGAACAAGUACGGCUUCUGCCACAUGGGGCUGGGCCAGCUGCUGUGGCAGAAGGCCCAACAAGGCACCCGGCAGGGCCCGAAGAUUCAUGACGUCAUGCUGAAGGGGCUCCUGGUGCCCACAGUGGGCCAGGCCCCCAACUUCGUCAUCGUGUUUGACUGCUCCAUGGAGACAAUGGUCCGGAGAGCGCUGCACCGGGGCCAGGUGGAGUGCCGGGCCUCUGACUGCAAGUCGGCCAUCUGCCAGCGCCUGGAGAUGCAUUACACCCUGUGUGAGCCCACCCUGGCCUUUUACCAGCAGAGGAACCUGCUCCGAAACUAAGUACUCCCUGCUUGCUGCUCACUCCCCUGGCCCUCCAGGGGAGCAAGUCCAGCUGAAACAGCACAGGGGUUAUACUGCAGCCCUGAAUCCCAGAACUCUGAGCCUCAGUUUCCCCAGCAUGUACACUGGAGAGUUCCAUUUCUUCCAUUAGGCAGAAUGGGUGCAGGCUGUG
This is a messenger RNA of Aethalodelphis obliquidens (Pacific white-sided dolphin), 1179 nucleotides long. RefSeq names its product adenylate kinase isoenzyme 1. Bases 642 to 1007 code for a protein of 121 amino acids. The record is from RefSeq and is a predicted model, not a curated record. The transcript has 2 exons. Gene Ontology annotation, molecular function: nucleobase-containing compound kinase activity; ATP binding. Gene Ontology annotation, biological process: nucleobase-containing compound metabolic process. Lineage: Eukaryota; Metazoa; Chordata; Mammalia; Artiodactyla; Delphinidae.